Messenger RNA from Fukomys damarensis (Damara mole-rat), 3395 nucleotides. It is a transcript of the gene Mak, whose product is annotated as male germ cell associated kinase. Bases 288 to 2213 code for a protein of 641 amino acids. Gene Ontology annotation, biological process: protein phosphorylation; intraciliary transport; intracellular signal transduction. Lineage: Eukaryota; Metazoa; Chordata; Mammalia; Rodentia; Bathyergidae. The transcript has 15 exons. Gene Ontology annotation, molecular function: ATP binding; protein serine/threonine kinase activity. The record is from RefSeq and is a predicted model, not a curated record. Gene Ontology annotation, cellular component: cilium; cytoplasm; nucleus.
GCCUGUGCCCCGGGGGCCCCGUCCUACCAGGGCCGUUGUCCGCCGGGAGACUGAACCUGGACGCCGCGUGUUCCUAAGGAUGGAAGCGGGGUUUCUUUGCCAGACUCCUUGCUGCUGAGAGUCAUGAGCCUGCACGGCUGGAGGAAGAGCCUGCACUUGAUGACGGGCCGUCACCGGUGUAGCAACCACACAGAGGGCCAGAGCGCGUGAAAGGGGGACGUGUUUCCAUUUAGACUCUGCAAGGAAGGUGCUGCAGUCGGCAACUCCUGCGGCGUUACUUUUCCACCAUGAACCGCUACACGACCAUGCGGCAGCUGGGGGACGGCACCUACGGCAGCGUACUCAUGGGCAAGAGUAACGAGUCCGGGGAGCUGGUGGCCAUCAAGAGGAUGAAGAGAAAGUUCUAUUCCUGGGAUGAAUGUAUGAAUUUAAGAGAAGUUAAGUCUCUGAAGAAACUUAAUCAUGUCAACGUGAUUAAACUGAAAGAAGUCAUCAGAGAAAAUAACCAUCUUUAUUUUAUAUUUGAGUAUAUGAAAGAAAAUCUCUAUCAGUUAAUGAAACACAGAAACAAACUGUUCCCGGAGUCAGUCAUCAGAAACAUUAUGUGUCAAAUAUUGCAAGGGCUGGCAUUUAUCCAUAAACAUGGCUUUUUUCACAGGGACAUGAAACCAGAAAACUUGCUUUGCAUGGGUCCAGAACUGGUGAAAAUUGCAGAUUUUGGACUUGCAAGAGAAUUGAGAUCACAGCCCCCAUAUACUGAUUAUGUAUCUACCAGGUGGUACCGUGCUCCUGAAGUUUUACUAAGAUCUUCAGUAUACAGUUCUCCCAUUGACGUGUGGGCCGUGGGGAGCAUAAUGGCGGAACUGUACACAUUAAGACCGCUUUUCCCGGGGACAAGUGAGGUUGAUGAAAUCUUUAAAAUCUGCCAAGUUUUAGGGACGCCCAAGAAAAGUGACUGGCCCGAAGGGUACCAGCUCGCGUCCUCCAUGAACUUCCGAUUUCCCCAGUGUGUUCCCAUCAAUUUAAAAACUCUUGUUCCCAACGCCAGUAAUGAAGCCAUUCAUCUGAUGGCCGAAAUGUUGAACUGGGAUCCAAAGAAACGACCAACAGCAAGCCAGGCACUGAAACACCCGUACUUCCAAGUAGGCCAGGUGUUAGGCCCCUCCUCACAUCAUCUGGAGUCCAAGCAGACUUUCAAUAAGCAGCUGCAGUCCCUGGAAUCGAAGCCGUCUUCUGCUGAACUAGAGCCUAAGACUCUGCCAGAUGUCAUGGACCAGAUUGUGGGCCCAGCCCAGCCCAGUCAUGGCCACCAGCCUCUGCAGUCCAUCCAGCUGGUGCAGAGUGUGGGCGGCCCACCGCCCCCCAAGCAACAGAGCCAGCAGAAACCACCCCAGACGCUGUUCCCAAGCCUCAGCAGACAUGGGCCGGCUAAGCCAAUGGGCACACUGGGCCAUAAAACUGCGAGGAGGCGCUGGGGCCAGGCUGUCUUCAGAUCUGGAGACAGCUGGGAGGAGUUUGAGGACAGUGACUUCGGAGCCUCCCAUUCCAAGAAGCCAAGCAUUGGUGUUUUCAAAGAAAAGAGGCUUCCAGAGUCGGGACUCCUAGGUGCCAACCCCCCGGCCAGGGAAAACAAGAGUGUGCCUACUGCUGUUUCUCUCAAAUCUGAUUCUGAAUUGUCAUCUUUGCCGGCAUCUAAACAGUACUACUUGGAACAGUCAGGAUACCUUCCAGGUGUAAAUCCCAAGCAUGUGUCCCUCAGAGCCAGCGGAAAGGACAUAAACUCAUAUGCUUGGAAUAAUCAGCUGUUUCCUAAGUCACUGGGACCCACGGGAGCAGAAGUUACUUUCAAAAGUAAUAAUGCAGAAGAAAGCAUAAUAAAACCAAUUGAAAAACUAUCAUGCAAUGAAAGUUUCCCUGAAAUAUUAAAGGACCCACAAGGAAAUCUUGGAAGUUACACCACAUACAGUCGGUCGGGAUACAUCCCUUCUGUUCUCAAAAAAGAAGUUGGCUCAGCUGGCCAGAGGAUCCACUUAGCACCUCUCAGAGCGACGGCUUCAGAAUACACCUGGAGCACAAAACCUGGUCGGGGACAGUUUUCGGGACCUGCCUACAGCCCGACCACAAAGCAGCUCCCCAUCAUGACGGGGACUCAGCCGGUGCCCUCGGUGCACGGGAGAACGGACUGGGCAGCCAAGUACGGAGGCCACCGGUAGGGCAGGGCCUCCAGAGUGCACACUGGGCCCCUGACCCUGGCUGUCCACAGCGGUCCAUGUCCACUGAGUUCCAGAAGGAUCCAAUUCCGCAGCAGUGGAUGCUCGGAGCACAGAUCGCCUCCUAUUCUCUUUCUUCCCUAGAAGUGAAACACAUUUUCUCAGCACUGUGGCUGGCAGUGCUGAUAAAUGGGUAGGACUUUACAAAGUAUUGAAUAAACUAUUUGCCAAAGUAUCGAGUAUUGGAUGGGCGAGUUAAUAGAUAGUAGGUACAAUAAGAAGACAGUAAGUGUCGAGGGUUUGGUCUCCAUUCCUGUCACCCUGGCCCAAGCAGUUGUUUCCUCGCUGUGCAGUGAUUGGCCGGGGGUUGCUGUCUUCUGUGCAGUUUUUCUGUAGCUGCAGAGGCCCCAUGUGGGCUGAAGCUAGGCUCCCCCACUCGGCAAUGCCAGUGAGACCGUUACUCUAUCAUUUAUUUUUCUACUUUAAGACUAUGGGAUCAGUGGCAACUCUAAUCUACAGAAGAUCAUCUUUCUUGGAAAUAAAUUUAUUUGUAACAUAGAUGAGAACAAAAUUACACCACCAGGUUUUAGGCGGCUGUGAAUCCAGUGACUGUGAAACCAGUGGCUGGACAGCUUCCUGCUAAGCGGUCACACAGGUGGGAAUGCUCUGGAGCCUGAGUUGGGCCGCGUUCACCGCACUCUGAAAACACUUUGCAUCCAUGUUCCCGCCACACACCAAGUGACAAAGUCCACAUGAGCAAGCUGCACCCCAGAGCAAACCCUGCUGCUGCGGGCUCCAACCUUCACUUCCACUCCCAGAGCACAGGCCCUCCGCUGCCUCAGCAAUGGGUUUAAACAUUUUUAGCACAUCGUGUUUCUUAGUUUGACUCCUACAUUUGUACUUAAAAUAGAGAUUUGGAACAAAGGACUAUUCUGUCUUUAUGGACUGGGCCUUAUUUAGUACUGUAUAUUCUUUCAAAAGAAUAGUAGUACUGUCAACUGUGAUGCUUUUAUGCAUUUUGUGACUUAGAAACAAACGCUAAUGUGAUCGAUAUCAUCUUGCGCGCAUUUAUCCACAGGCACACCAUAAAAUAAUUCUAUGAUAUUCCCUGUGCACAGCAGAUUCAGCUGUUCGGAGAUCACAUGUUGAAAAUCUGAAGAGUAAUUUAUCCUCACAGGUAUAGGU